GCUCGAUAAUAAUAUUGAAGCAUCUGAAAGCAAUGAUCAUCCAUAUUCGAUUUCGAAUUUCAUAACUACGGCAGCUCUGUUUAUUUGCACCAACCCUUUACUUAGCCGUCAACAUCAAUUCAUAAUCUGCCAGUUUUGGCCUGAUUUUUUGUUGGUUGUCUUCUGACCUUAUGCUGCCAAUUGAAAAUACGACCGCGAGACGAGAAUCUGUAAAUGGAGUGAAUACAGAAACAGGGGUUGCAUUCAUAGAGAACCAAGUGUUUGGGACCUCGUCUUGGGUGUAUGUGUCUGCACAAAUUUCCGAUGAUCAGGACAUAAAUUUUAGGUCCACUUGAAAGUUCUUAGUCAUUUUGCCAUCAGCUUCAAUAAGAGAUGUUUCCAUUUCUCCACCUUGACUUCUACUAGCACUCUUCUUGGCUCUAUUUGGAACCAAAGAAUUUGAUGUUGGUUUACUUUUUGGAACCAGAAUUUGAUAAAUUGGCUGAAUUUGAGUUCACCUAACAUUUGUAAAUGAGUUCACCUAGUUUCCUCAAUACUUUCUGAUUCAACAGUUGCAUAAUGAGGCCACUCUUCACCUUCACCUUCCUCUAUGCUUUGAUCUGUUCUUCAACCUUGUUGGAACUUUCAGUUGCAGCAGAUACAAUUAUUCCAGGCCAAGUCCUUACUGAUGGCGAGACUAUAGUUUCAUCCAACCAAAGAUUCGAGCUUGGCUUCUUCUCUCCUGGCAGGUCCAAAAACCGGUACCUAGGAAUAUGGUACAAAACAACUCCGGAUAUUGUUGUGUGGAUUGCAAAUAGAAACAACCCGAUUACAGAUUCACAGGGAAUCUUAACAAUCAGCAGCGAUGGAACGCUUGCUCUUCUCAAUGGAACCCAAAGCACUGUCUGGUUUGCAAAGUUGUCGAAAACAGCAGCAAGUCCAGUUGCACAGCUCUUGGGUACUGGAAACUUAGUUCUUACAGGCAAGGCAAGCGCGAGUUCUGAAAGCUAUAUGUGGCAGAGUUUUGAUUUCCCAACUGACACUCGGUUGCCAGGAAUGAAGAUGGGGGAGAAUUUUGAUACUGGUCUAGUCCAAUAUUUGACAUCAUGGAAAAGUGCCGAGGAUCCAUCCCUUGGAGACUUCACCUACAAAAUUGAUAACCAUGGAUUGCCUCAAAUAGUUCUUAGAAUGGGAUCACUGAAACAGUACCGUAGUGGGCCGUGGAAUGGAGUUCGGUUCAGUGGUCACCCCCUGCCCAUGUAUCCAGGUUUUAACCCGAUAUUCGACUUUAAUGGAAAUAGUUUGAAUUCUAUCUCUGACAGUUACAACAUCCCAGUUAUUACAAGAGUAACUCUGGUUCAAUCAGGCUCUCUCCAUCGCUAUGUAAUGGAUGAAACGGGCACUAAAUGGACUCUAGUUUUCACAACACCAGGUGAUCCAUGUGACAGUUAUGGGAAAUGCGGUCCCAAUGGUAUUUGCAGAAUUAACAAAACUCCAAACUGCGAUUGUUUGAAGGGAUUCGCUCCAAAAUCUCAACAAGAUUGGGAAAUGCUUGUAUGGUCCAGUGGAUGCGUAAGAAAGAUAGCAUUAGAUUGCCAGAGUGGAGAAGGAUUUCAAAAGGUUGCGGCAGUAAAGCUGCCUGACUUGUUGGAGUUCCAGCUUAACACUAGUAUGAGCCUCGUUGAGUGCAGCGCAGAGUGCUUAAAAAACUGUUCUUGCACUGCUUAUGCUAAUGCAUUCGUUACUGGAGGUGGCAGUGGCUGUUUGAUGUGGUUCGGUAAUCUGAUGGACAUAAGGGAGUUAGUUGUAGAAGGUAGUGAGCAAGAUAUCUAUUUGCGCUUGGCAGCUUCAGAAAUAGGAGAAGAAGAAAAGACUUACAAAGAUCCUAGUGGUAUUGGCCAUUUCAGGGCUACUUCUCUUGUCUGUGGUGUGCGUGUUCAUAUUCAUGAAAUUAAUAGCAAAGAGAAGAGGGCUUUGGAGCUAAUGGAUGCUUGCCUGAGGAACUCAUGUGUGGAGUCUCAAGUGCAGAGGUGUAUCCAAGUGGGACUAUUGUGUGUUCAACAGCAUCCACAAGACAGGCCAACAAUGUCAUCCAUAGUUUUUAUGAUGGGUAGCGAGGGAUCAAUGUUGCCUAAACCUAAACAGCCUGGUUUUUUCUCAGGAAGGAGUUCCAUUGACACUGAUGCAGCAGCAAAAAGUGAAGAACUUCAAACAAAAGUGCCAGAAACUAUAACAAUACUACAAGCUCGGUAG
Ilex paraguariensis (yerba mate) is the source of this 2232-nucleotide messenger RNA. The record is from the annotation of a GenBank genome assembly. Lineage: Eukaryota; Viridiplantae; Streptophyta; Magnoliopsida; Aquifoliales; Aquifoliaceae.